CUCGCCGCUCUUCUUCUUCGUGGCCUUCUCUUCCCUCUCCGCCACCGCCGAGACCUGGACCAUCCUCCCUCACAGUCACUUCCCAUGGUCAACCAGAGAGACAACGACAGGACCGCCGUCCUAACGGCGCCGUUAUCGCUCGACGGCGAGUUGCAAGUGGAUUAUAGAGCUCCCAAUCUCCUACAACGCAUCCUCGGCCUCUUGAGGAACGUACGGUCCGGAUCAGAUCUCACCAACUUUCAGUUGCCUCCUCUCUUCAACAUUCCUAAGUCGCAGCUCCAAUGUUUUGGGGAGUCGGUGUACAGCACCAGAGAGGAUGUGUUGCGCCGGUGCUGCAGGGCUGAGAGUCCGCUGGAGAGACUGACUUCAGUCGUGGCGUGGAGCAUCUCGGCCAUGCGGCCUUUGAUCUUUGGCGUCGCCCCUUACAACCCCAUUCUGGGCGAGACCCACCAUGUCUCCAGGGGAAACCUCAAUGUUCUUCUUGAACAGGUUUCACAUCACCCACCCGUCUCUGCUCUCCAUGCAACAGAUGACAGAGAAGAGCUUGAGGUGAUCUGGUGUCAACAUCCUGUCCCUAGAUUCUACGGUACGUCGGUUGAAACAGAGGUGCAUGGAAAAAGGCAACUUAAGCUCCUUGCUUUAGGAGAGACUUAUGUGAUGAACGCACCGAAGCUCUUGAUCAGGUUCUUGCCAGUGCCUGGAGUUGAUUGGGUUGGCAAUGUCCGGAUCACUUGCCAGGAGACGGGCCUUGGAGCUGAGUUGUGUUACAGAGCCCCUUCCUUGAUUGGCAGGAACCGCCGAUCUAUCAAAGGGAAGAUUAUUGAUCUAUCAUCGCUGAAGACGUUAUAUGAAGUCGAUGGGCACUGGGAUAGUACUGUGACGGCAAAGGACGUCAGAAAUGGGGAACAAAAAGUGAUAUACAAUGCUGCGGAGACAAUUUCUGGGUUAAAGACUCCUCAAGUUAAAGACUCAGGGGGUGUUUUGUGGAGCGAAUCGGCCGUGGUUUGGAGCGAAGUUAGCCGGGGGAUUCUGAGCAAAGAUUGGGACAAGGCAAGAGAAACGAAGAAAUCCAUAGAAGAAGAGCAGAGGGAGCUCAAAAGGGAAAGAGAUUCGAGAGGAGAAACGUGGAUUCCGAAGCAUUUCACUGUGUCUUGUAACAAGGAAAACGGGUGGGAUUGCACGCCUAUUCAGAAAUCGGUGCCUUCAGCGCCUAUACAUGUUCCAUUUGAUUGAUAAGCUCAGGAACUAGACAAGUUUCUUUCGGUGUAUGCCUCGAAGUUCAUAAUUCAUGUAUAUGUCGGGUUCUUACAAGUUAAGGGCCCAAAACUGGCUUCAGUGAUCAUAAAUUCGUUCUUCCUGGAAAAUUUGGUAUACAUACACAGCAAAGCAGCUCCAAAGUUCUAUGUUAGAAGGGGUUAAAGGACGGACGCAUAACGGCUACAGUUGCCCUAUUUCGCUUGUUUGUGGAAUGAUUGAAGGCUCCAUUAAGUGUAACAGGGAGAUUAUCGUCUUGGUCUGACACUUCAUUGAAAGAUUGAUUGUGGCUUUGAGCAGUGA
Rhodamnia argentea is the source of this 1557-nucleotide messenger RNA. RefSeq names its product oxysterol-binding protein-related protein 4C-like. NCBI's taxonomy places the organism in Eukaryota, Viridiplantae, Streptophyta, Magnoliopsida, Myrtales, Myrtaceae. The transcript has 6 exons. The record is from RefSeq and is a predicted model, not a curated record. Gene Ontology annotation, cellular component: intracellular membrane-bounded organelle; membrane; cytosol. The coding region runs from base 85 to 1233 and encodes 382 amino acids. Gene Ontology annotation, molecular function: sterol binding.